Messenger RNA from Centruroides sculpturatus (bark scorpion), 1310 nucleotides. Its product is annotated as TWiK family of potassium channels protein 7-like. Lineage: Eukaryota; Metazoa; Arthropoda; Arachnida; Scorpiones; Buthidae. The transcript has 3 exons. The record is from RefSeq and is a predicted model, not a curated record. Gene Ontology annotation, biological process: potassium ion transmembrane transport; stabilization of membrane potential. The coding region runs from base 55 to 1182 and encodes 375 amino acids. Gene Ontology annotation, molecular function: potassium ion leak channel activity. Gene Ontology annotation, cellular component: membrane.
UAAGCCAAGCUGCACUAGCUUGGAAACUGUGCAGUAGCGCACACGUGUUCGAAGAUGGCAGAAACUAAAGAAGAUUUAGGGGUUAGAACUAAACGCUACUUGAAAAUAGCAGUGAAGUAUGCCUUUUCUCACGUGGGUCUAUGCUUUUUGGUGAUUGGUUAUGCCAUUAUAGGCGCACUAACUUUUCAAGCUUUCGAAUCUCAGCAUGAAUUCAACGAACGUCGACACGAAAGGAAUUUACGAGAAAUGACAAUUAAAAGAGAGUUGAGAGAAAUAGAGAGAGAUCGAGAAGAAUGCAUUAGAGAACUAUGGCGUAUCACUGUAAGGAUGAAUAUAUUAUAUGAAAAUAAUUGGACACAUUUGGUUCGUACAAGAAUGAAGAAAUUCGAAGAACAUAUUUUGGAUUUGAAAAAACCUACAGAAGACAAACCUAUAGAGCCAGAACCUCAGUGGACUUUUCCUGGUGCACUUCUAUAUUCUAUUACUGUCAUUACCACAAUAGGUUACGGAAAUAUUGCACCAAAAACAAGAAUUGGAAAAAUAACAACUAUAUUCUACGCCUUAUUGGGCAUACCACUUAUGCUUUUAUUCCUAAGUAACAUUGGAAAUUUAUUGGCUAGGACUUUUACAGUUUUGUAUCAUAUUUCGUGUAAAUUAUGUACGAGAAAACGAGGAAAAAGUGAUGAAAAUGCAAAGGACGUGUGUUUGGAAGAAAUAAAUAAUCAUACUGAAGCAGAACAAAUAGAAUGUAUAUCUUCGGUGGAUAUAUCACCCAGUGAAAACCUUCCUAAAACAGAAAUUAAUAUAAAAACACAUUCAGAACAAGUAGAAGGAAGAAAAGGUGUUCCAAUUUUUGUCGUUCUUUUGUUUGUUACUUUUUAUAUAUGUCUGGGUGCUCUGAUUUUCGAUUUAUGGGAAGAUUGGGAUUAUUUAGACAGUGCUUAUUUCUGCUUCAUUACUUUGAGCACGAUAGGAUUCGGCGAUUUAGUUCCCGGAAGUUCUAUUUUGAAUCCACAAGCCAAAGGGAGCCAAGCUAAACUCAUAAUUUGCUGCAUCUAUCUGAUAAUAGGAUUAGCGUUCAUUGCCAUGUCAUUCAAUUUGGUUCAAGAAGAAGUUACAUACAAAUGCAAAAAUAUCGCCAAGAAAUUAGGAUUAAUAAGCAGCGAAAAUGAAACAAAGUAGUCUUUAAAUCCCUUCGUACUUCUCUCCAAUAUAUUAAAUUAACUAUACUUAGUGUGUGUAGAAUUAGUUUCGAAAGUCUGUAGUAUAUUUUAAACAGAACAUUUUAUGCGCCAAGGUUACUUCCAAGA